Molecule: messenger RNA, 3826 nt
Organism: Anguilla anguilla (European eel)
Lineage: Eukaryota; Metazoa; Chordata; Actinopteri; Anguilliformes; Anguillidae
Product: V-type proton ATPase 116 kDa subunit a1-like
Exons: 21
Coding region: 178-2706 (842 amino acids)
Biological process (GO): proton transmembrane transport; vacuolar acidification
Cellular component (GO): vacuolar proton-transporting V-type ATPase, V0 domain; plasma membrane; vacuolar proton-transporting V-type ATPase complex
Molecular function (GO): ATPase binding; proton-transporting ATPase activity, rotational mechanism
Source: RefSeq, a predicted model, not a curated record
CAUCACCAUGUUAAACAUUCCAGCUUUCGUGCUGUCGUCACGUAAUCAGACUCCCUGUUUUCUUCACGUCACGUCCGAGUGCGAGGACCAGUCAGCUGAUAUUUCCAGUAGAGCCGGAGUACGCGAAGUUGGUUGGAACUCAGAAUACUACAGAUCAGAGAUUAGGAAACUGGAACCAUGGGGGAGCUCUUCAGAAGUGAGGAGAUGACCCUGGCUCAGCUUUUCCUCCAAUCAGAGGCGGCCUACUGCUGUGUCAGCGAAUUGGGAGAGUUGGGAAUGGUCCAGUUUCGUGAUCUGAACCCAGAUGUGAAUGUGUUCCAGCGAAAGUUUGUGAACGAAGUGCGCCGUUGUGAGGAGAUGGACCGCAAACUCAGGUUUGUGGAGAAGGAGAUAAAGAGAGCCAACAUUCCCAUCGUGGACACUGGAGAGAAUCCAGAAGUUCCCUUCCCUCGGGACAUGAUUGAUCUGGAGGCCACCUUUGAGAAGCUGGAGAACGAGCUGAAGGAGAUCAACACCAACCAGGAAGCUCUGAAGAAGAACUUUCUGGAACUGACUGAGCUCAAGCACAUCCUGAGGCGCACCCAGCAAUUCUUUGACGAGGCUCAAUUCCAUCAUCAUCAGCAGAUGGAGGACCCCCAUCUGCUGGAGGAGUCAUCCAUCCUACUGGACCCCAACGAGGUGGGACGAGUGGCUCCACUGAGGAUCGGGUUUGUUGCCGGGGUAAUCGGCAGAGAGAGGAUCCCCACGUUUGAGCGAAUGCUGUGGAGGGUGUGUCGCGGGAACGUCUUCCUGCGCCAGGCCGACAUAGAGGACCCCCUGGAGGACCCCACCUCUGGAGACCAAGUUCACAAAUCUGUGUUCAUUAUCUUCUUCCAAGGAGACCAGCUGAAGAACAGGGUGAAAAAGAUCUGUGAGGGCUUCCGGGCCUCGCUCUACCCCUGUCCCGACACUCCACAGGAGAGAAGGGAUAUGGCGGCGGGGGUCAACACUCGGAUCGACGACCUUCAGAUGGUGCUUAACCAGACGGAGGACCACCGGCAGAGAGUUCUUCAGGCCGCAGCCAAGAAUGUGCGAGUGUGGUUCAUCAAGGUGAGGAAGAUGAAGGCCAUCUACCACACCCUCAACCUCUGCAACAUUGACGUCACGCAGAAGUGUCUGAUUGCCGAGGUCUGGUGCCCCGUUUCAGACAUGGAUUCCAUCCAGUUUGCCCUUCGCAGGGGAACGGAGCGAAGCGGCUCCACUGUCCCCUCCAUCCUCAACAGGAUGCAGACCAAGCAAACCCCACCUACCUACAAUAAGACCAACAAGUUCACCUCUGGCUUCCAGAACAUCGUAGAUGCGUAUGGGAUCGGAACCUACCGGGAGAUGAACCCAGCCCCCUACACCAUCAUCACCUUUCCCUUCCUUUUUGCGGUCAUGUUCGGGGACCUUGGCCACGGGUUGCUCAUGACUUGUGCUGCCCUCUACUUGGUUCUGAGGGAGAGCCGGCUUCUCGCCCAGAAGAAUGACAACGAGAUGUUCAGCAUGGUGUUUUCGGGACGUUACAUUAUCCUGCUGAUGGGCAUCUUCUCCGUCUACACGGGGAUCAUCUACAAUGACUGCUUCUCCAAGUCUCUUAAUGUGUUCGGCUCCGGGUGGAGCGUCAGACCCAUGUUUAGGAGCGGCGAGGGCAACUGGUCGGAAGGGCUUCUCAACACAACCAGAUUUCUACAGUUGGAUCCAGCAGUGAAAGGAGUUUUCAGUGGGCCUUAUCCUUUGGGCAUUGACCCGAUUUGGAACCUCGCCAAUAACAAGCUGACCUUCCUGAACUCCUUCAAGAUGAAGAUGUCUGUCAUACUGGGGGUCGUUCACAUGCUGUUUGGGGUCACCCUCAGCUUGUUCAACCACCUAUACUUCAAGAAGUCUCUCAACAUCUUCCUGGGAUUCAUUCCUGAGAUUGUCUUCAUGUCGAGCCUUUUCGGGUACCUGGUCCUACUCGUCUUCUACAAGUGGGGCGCCUACUCCGCCGCCACCUCCAAGGAUGCCCCGAGUCUGCUCAUCGCCUUCAUCAACAUGUUCCUCUUCAACUACAGCGAUCCCACCAAUAAGCCGCUCUACAAGGGGCAGGUGGCGAUACAGUGUUUGCUGGUGGUGAUUGCUUUGGCCUGCGUUCCCUGCAUGCUCAUAGUGAAGCCACUUCUGCUUCGACGGCAGCACCUCUGGAAGAAGCGUCUGGGCACUCAGAAUUUCGGCGGGAUACGGGUCGGGAACGGGCCUACGGAUGACGAGGCUGAGAUUAUCCAGCACGACCAGCUGUCUGAGCCCUCUGAGGAGGAGGAGGAGUUUAACUUUGGAGACGUGGCGGUGCAUCAGGCCAUCCACACCAUUGAGUACUGCCUGGGCUGCAUCUCCAACACCGCCUCCUACCUGCGGCUCUGGGCUCUGAGCCUGGCCCACGCACAGCUGUCGGAGGUGCUAUGGUCCAUGGUGAUGCACAUCGGCCUGUCGUUCCGGAGCUUCCUGGGCUUCAUCGUCCUGUCCUUCAUCUUCCUGGCCUUCGCCACCAUGACCGUCUGCAUCCUGCUGAUCAUGGAGGGGCUCUCGGCCUUCCUGCACGCUCUCCGCCUGCACUGGGUGGAGUUUCAGAACAAGUUCUACGUGGGCCAAGGGUACAAGUUCUUGCCAUUCUCCUUCCAGAGCAUCCUGGAGGGGAAAUUUGAGGACUAACCCACCCCCACCUUCCCCCUCCGUUCCAGAAUAUUCUGCAGUGCCUCAUCUGUGUAGUUGCUGUUUGUUAUUUGAUGUAUGUCAGUCAUGCCGUUGUCUCUGCCAUUUUACCUGUGUAACCUGGUAUGUGGCACUGUCUGCUUUUUUCCUCAUGUCUUUCUUGCGUUCAGUUAAGUUUAUUAUUUUUUAAAGUGUUUCAGCUUUUAUAAAUCAGUGUCACAUGGAAAUGCAUUAAGGAGACUGGAGUUAAUUAACCAUUAAAGCUGUUUAAAACAAGAAGCCCCUGAUAAGCUGAGCAUGGCUUAGCAUUUUCCCCAAACACCAAUUUCAUGGGAAGUGUUAUCAGCUGAAAAUCUUGCAGUAACAACUGACUUCUUGAUUAAGCCUCAACAAUUAGUAUAUUGCAGCUGGAGAAAUGUGCAGUAGUGGAAGAAUCUCAGGGAGUCUUUUUCAUUUUGCACACUGAAUAUAUGAAAGGACACUCACUCGCUUCUCACCGCCAGCCAUGGGAAGUGAUGCAAUUGAUCCACAGUGCUGUAUUCAAGACAGAUUACAAUAAAACGUUGAGUGAAAUAGUGUUUUUUAGGGGGGAAAGAAAAGAAAUCCACUGUGGAGCUACAUUUCAUUUCCUUCGGAUGAAACCCAAACGACUCAUCCUUUUUUGUUCUUCUAACAUGCUACCCUACUGAAAUACAGGCUCUAUAUAGCAACACCCAGUCAAUAUCAGACUCUCUGAACCCAGGGUUUCACUGUGAUGGGCCAAAGGGAAAAAUACUGCUUUAAAUGGGAAGCACUUUGGAAUAAAGUACAGUAAUACAUGUUUAAUUCCAUUAUUGACUCCUAAAACCUCUUUGCUGAAGGUUAAUCUUCAGUUAUAAAAAAUUUCAAAUUUGUUAAGUGGUAACCACUUUGAUAAAGCUCUAGAUAUUUAAAUCUGGCCCCUGGGGCCAGUACUGCUGAUUUUCUUUCAUCCUCUCUAAUCAUCUAAUCUGAUUUAAACCUGAUGCACCUGGUGAGUGUAAACUGUAGCCAAUCAGUGGUGAGCAACCAGGUGAGUGUAAACUAGCCAAUCAGUGGUGAGUCACCAGGUGAGUGUAAACUCUAGCCAUUCAGUGGCAUU